ACACACACACACACACACACGCACGCACACACACAGACACACCACUGUCAAGCACCAUUUACAACCACUACCCUAGGAGCUACAGAUUAGUCAGAAAUAGAUUGUUAGACGUCUGAGGGGAAAAAGUCAGAAUUCUCAGUUUCAGUCAAAAUUCAGAUAAAAAAGAAAAAAAAAAGAAAAGUCAUGACACCUCUGUACUCGUGUCUACUCUCUCUCUCCCUCGCACACAGACACACACAGUCAUCCACCCUUCGUUAUCGCCCUCAGCUUGCCUCUGAUUUAUAAUUCCAUCAGGGUCCAAGCUCCAGCUUCUUCAUCAUACAACCCCAGGGGUGAUCUACUCUUUAGGAAUUAAACCGCAGCAAAUGGCCUGGAACCUGCCAUCAGUCUACCAGUAGAUCACACAUACACACAUACACACUCUGCACAGCCACUACGUCAAGCAUCAUUUACAUCAUCCCUAAGCUUUAUUUUCUCUCCAGGAGUCCAACUGAGUGCAGUUCAUUUAACAUUUGAAUAUUUUAAGGAGAUGAUGUUUAAAAUAUAUGUGUAAGAAUGCUUCCUGUAUUCCAAAUUAUUCAUAGGCUAAGCUUGAAAGUAUUUGCCUCUCUCCUCCUGAAGAUUGAUGAAUGAGUCUGCUUUCUGCAGAAAGCAAAGUUCCGCUGCGACUGCUUUGAACAAUCUUCCUUUAUGACUCAUUAGUUACUUUGUCAAGAUGUUUGAUGUUGGAAUGAAAAACUGCCUCACUCAACAGUUAUCUAUAUGCAUAUUUAAUACAGAGUAGGUGGAAAUAUUUUGGCAAUGUGUAGUUAGAAGAGCUCAAUAUGCCUGUCCUGCAGCUCUGCAACAUAAUUCUUCCAUCUUGCCAAUAACCCUCUUUUUCCAGACAGCCUGAAGGCAUCCUGUUUCUGUAUGUGCAUGUCUUUAUACCAUCAAACACGGUGUUGUCUUUGAAUUAUUGCAAAAACAUGAUUUAUGGACCCCCCAUGCUAAUCCGAUCUUAUCUGGAGGAAUCUUUCUCUUUCAAGUGUCAAGGGUCUCCCAGUACCCAAUGCACAGUUAUUCUCCUUGCCUGAGAGUUAUUAAAGCUUCAGAUCUCAAAGGUGUGUUAUAAUGGGUCAUGUCGAUCAGGCCACACAGCCUCUUUUGAACCAUGUAGCACAGGCUUUAGGGGGAUAAAAGGUUAUGGAAAGCUCGAGGACCAGGUCUAAUUGCUGAGUAGGAAAUUGAUCGAUUAUGGCAUUUAGCUGGUCUGGUCUUCCUGCACUGGGAGCUCUGUGAAAAUGCCCUGUUCUAACCCUGAGGUUGAAACCACAUAAUGGACAUAGGAUCCCUCAAAAAUCCUAAUGAAAGUAUAAUGAGUGCAUUAAUAUAGUUUAUGUGUUCUUGAUAUAAAGAACUUCCACCACUUCUCUGGCCUUUGGACCAAACAUGGAAGUGAAGCAAUGAAGUAGAGCUAAUGAGCUAAGUUUAUCUCAGUUCAUGGCUUGGUGUCAUUUUCUUAGAGCUGGUCAAAAUGUAGAUGCUCAGAUAAACAUUAUUUUCUAUUUGUUUUCUAAUGUAGACUUUGUAAAUACUUCACUCAGCGUGGAUCCUACACCAAGCCUGGUGUCCUAUCAUGCGAUUUUAAAAGACAAUAAGUCAUUUCAGAAGUCUUUGUUUGCUCAUGCCCCACCUCUUCACCGAGUUUUAUGAAAUUCCGAUGGGUAGUUUUUUGCAUAAUGUUGCUCAUACAAAGGUGCACAGACAUGUAAAUGGUGCUAAAAACACAAAUCAUUUCCUCUUUAGCAGUGGAAUACAAAGUCGAGUAAUAAAAGUCGAGUAUAUGUGGUUUCAUAGUGCCCCUCACAGUCAAAAAUAAGCCGCCGUGCUGUCUAUCACGCCAGUUACAUGUGCCAAAAACAUGUACACUCCAUAGUGAUUUGGUAGUUCACUUGUACAAUUAUUUUGCAGUCUAACUUUAUGAACAGCCACAGAAUAAAAGAAACCAGUGAUUAUGUUUUCAACAUUUGUUUCUUAAUCUUUUUUCUUGUAGUAUUUGAACUUUAGUGCGAUGCGGAAAUACAGAGAUAUAUGGAGGUGUGGUCACUGGAGUGCACCGAUGGUAUUUUUAACGGACAAAGGAUGGGCAGUGGAGGCCGUGGCUGCCAGACAUAGCUCAGCGGGGGCUGAUUUAGAUGUAACUGGGGGAAAGAGAGGAAGAUAAAGAUGUAAUUCAGAAACUUGAGGGUUUGAAUUCUCCAAGUUGGUUAUGUGGACACGAACACUCACGCGCACAUACGUACAAAUACACAUGGACAUAGAUACUUGAGGAACACAUGCGACCGCUGGUAGCCACAAACUCCUCUGGCUGCCCCACACACAUUCAUGUCCUGUCAGCAAAGAGACUGAGGUUGAUGUUUAUUUAGGCUCUCAUGCAUAGAGCUGCAGUCCAGCUGGGCAGCCAGUAGUUGCUGCUGGGCCCCAUCAUUCCCCCUUAGAGCGUAUCCUAGAGCUGUAUGACUGGUGGUCAUAUGUCCCAAAAUAUACCAAAGUAUAACAAACAUAAAACUUUUAAGAUGAAUAUAAUUGCAUUAUCUUGUUAAACUAAUCAUGUCUAUUAACAUUUCAGACGAGCAGGACUGAUCAUGUUUGCUGCCUAGCUCCAACAUUAACACUGUAAUUUUAUUAUUAGCCACAGUGACAAACAGCAGCUAAUGUGGCUGUUGAGAAAUUGCUAAUAGCUAAAUGGCUAAUGGUAGCAUGUGUGCUGGCCAAAUUAAGAUUAAUGAUAACUGUGAAUUGUAAUAUUUCAAUUCCUCAUAAAUUGUUAUUCAGUGCUGUGAAUGUCAGUCAUUUCAGCUGCUAGUGAGGGAAGGGGCAUAUGGCGAAUAUGGCGCUGUUGCUAUCAAUACUGUUUUAAAUGACUAUCUAAUCUGAUAGCAAUUUUUAAUAUUGCUUAGUAUCUGAGUAUUCACCUAAAUUCUUAAUCUUUAGCAUCAAUAACAGUCUUGCUAGUUUUUUUAAUUCAGGUGUUUUUAAGGCAUAUUAAAAAAAAGAAAAAGUCAUUUGUAAAAUAUGAUCAUGGUGAAUGCGAUGAUCAAAAGAUUAUUUAUCUUCAAAUAAAUAUAUUUACUGUUGGCUCGUCUGAGUAUGAAGGCACAAGUUGCUAGGUUUUGCUCUUAAGGACUUAUUUAUACAUUUUCUGGAAAUAACCAUCACCGUUAUUUAAUUUUCUUUCAUCCUGUUUGGUUUUUAUUAUGAAUGACUCAGCAUCAGCUUGUGACUUCAUUAUUAGUUUGAACAAAGGAGCUUUCAGGAUGCAAAAAUGAAAGCAAAUUUCCUGUAAGCUGGAGUUGUACAAAUAUUUUAUUAUUCCACUUAAGUAGGUUCCAUAGUGUGUCCACACUGUAUAUUCAUGGCUUAAGGAAAGAAAGAAUUCCUUGACUAUGUAUUCACCUGAAUGCACUUCCAGCAGAGGUGUGCUCUGCUACAGCUGGCCUAAUGCAAAUGUACCAAGUACGGCAUCAACAACUUAUCCACGACCUAACUUUACCCUUAAAUACCUCCUAGGUAACGUCAGACGACUCUGCUUAUUGCACGAUUAUGCCAUUUUACACCUUAUAACUAACCCCACACAUUGAGUAUUUUAUGAGGGUAAUACAACCAGUAAACCUGGAAAAUGUGAUCUGUAUUGCGUCUGAGUUUAGUGAGCGGAGAAGUGAGCACAAAGGCCAUAGAGGCAGCUCUAAAUGCUCCCCAGCCUUGUAACACAAGCCUGACUCUGCAGAAACCCCGUGAUAACUGCCACAACUGGCACACUCAUGAACACUGCAGCGAGAAAACACAAAGCACGUGACCUGGCCUGACCUGUGUGGGUGUGUUGCCUUAAUAGUAGUUGUUGUGGGUUUAGCCAAUAGCCAUAUAUGGCAUUGGUUUUGACUAGUAAAACAUCAUCUUUGCUGACCUUUUUUGUCCCUUCAACACACCACUAAUCUACAGUAGCUUGGUGAAGUCACAGGCUAAUGUAAAAAGUAUUCUUUGGAAGAGGAUGAAGAACAUGUGAGGAGUUUCUUGUAGUCUGCUGACACUAGAGCUUGCGGGUUUCAUGUUUUGCCAACAUGUUCAGUCAGCUGAUGUCUGGCUUACACCAUGUCUUUCUGACUCACAGCAUCUGGUGUCUGCUGUCACUCUAGAGCGCACAAGCAUUGAACGAUGUAUGUGAUUUACCAGGUAUACAGUACUGUGCAAAAGUCUUGAUCCAUUGUUCAUAUCUUUAUAUUUUGCUAGGAAAUGGAAACUAGCAGUGCAAACAUACAUGAAAAGACGGUAAGUGGGGCAAAACCAGAAUUUUUUUCAUUUCGGACAAGCUUGAAAGUCAGUUUGGCACGACCAUCUUUAUUCUUCAACACAGAACAACCUCUCUUAGGCAGACUUUCUUCUAAUGUCUUCAAGUAGUCUUCAGGACUCCAGACUUUUGGAAGGACAUUCAAAGCUCUUGUUUGGAUGUUGGCUGCCUUUUGUACCGUUUUCCGUCAAGAUGGUCCCACAGCUCUCUGGGGAGGCCAAUCCGUGAUAGAUAAACAUCGACACACACAUCUGAGCACACAUGAAGAAAAGGUGUUACAUUUUCUGUUAAAGUUCUCAUAGUUUCUAUGACUUUUCUUUCCCCCUUUUGCCUUUGGUUUCGUUCCCUCUCACCAGUCACAGAUGUUUCAACAACUCAAAGAAAACAAUCAAGCACUUUCACUGGGUAUGUCUGGCACUGUCAGUGUCUUUUCCCUCUUUCCUUUGUCAUAUUCCCACAUUUCUGAGCCAUUAAAGUGUUUAAUGGUCAAGCCAGAAGUGCUGUUGUCCUAUAGACUUUUCUAGAACCCCCUAGUGGCUAGAAUGCAGGUUUAAGGCACUAGACCCAUGUUAUGUACAUCUACCUUUUAUUACCAUAAGAGGCUACAGAGUGUCUCUUUGUGAAAAAAUUGUAACUUCUAAAAGAUGGACAUCUCAUGGAGGUCUGAAAACUGAAGCCAAAGUACAAGGGUCUUCAAAAAAAACAAAACCCUGAAACCCAACUCUACAAGAGUCUGUGAGGAAACAAACCCCAUAGACCUUUGUAUGGUCUAUGUUUUUGUUUUUUUUGCUAUUUUUAAAUCUUUCUAAUGUGCACUCUGUAAAUGACGGUCUUAUUUAAAGUCAAAUCAACAAUGAAGCGGGUGUAUUCUUUAGGGCGAGUCUGACUUGUGAUUGAGAAGUACCUUUUGAGCCUGUCAAGCACAAACACAUUCAGUUUAAAAAAAGAACAUGACCACAAUGCUUAAUUCAAGGUUUCAAGUGUUGGCAGCAACCAUCUUUUGUAUACAAUCCGUAGAAGAAAUAUGAAUUUUGACUUUGGGAAUGCUUGGUUUACGCUAUAUUCAAAGUAUUCAAAAGCAAUCAACUGAACUGCCACAAGCUUCAGCUGUAAACAUUGUUUUUCUGCCCAGAAUAUGUCAUAUUACCGAAGCUGCAUGCCACAUAAUCAGAAUGUGUUUAAAGGAAAAGUCAAUUGCUACUUAAACUCUAGAGCCUUUAAUUUAUCCGAUGCAAGAUAAAAAGAAAAAAAUAAAACAGAGAGAAACAGCCUUUUUUUUUAAUUAAAAAGCAAGAUUAUUAAAGAAAACCAUGAAUAAACAGGAGUCAUUACAGCAACUGAUGUGGCACUUAUAAAGUGUCUUAAACUAGAUAUUAAGAAAGCACCCAGUCUGCCAGGCGAAAUGCACUUAAGCAAAGCUAAACUUCACUAACCCACAAAUUUGCCCGGUUACAGUCAGAAGUGAAAAAGAGCGAAAACGCCUUUGUUCUUUCACUGUGUCGCUUAAAACUGUAAAAAGAAAAAGAAUCCUUUAUGCCGCAAAACUUUGUAUCUGAGACCAACAUCCAUGACCGAGGCAAAUUAAGAGCAUUGUCAGAGCUCAGCCAUUAUGUUUUUCCCCUCAGUGCUGCAGUGUUUUCUAUCCAAAGCUAUUCACUGUGGCUGGUACCAAAAAAGCCCCUUAAAUUAAAACAGAAGGAGAAAAAAAAAGUAGCAAAGCGGAAGCUGGACUGUGAGCCAGCCAGACGCUUUGAUCCCACUAAAGACAGCUUAGUAAACAUGGCGGGGAAGAAGCAAGAUACAGACAGAGAUAGCACAGGUGACUUGAUAGACCUUACAGUUAGCGCUCACUGGGUCAGGUUAACUCUUUUGUAACCUCUGAGGCAUUCAACAGCUCUGUUUGCACAUGUCUGUAUAUGCGUAAUGAUCUGUUAACCCAAACACAAGAUAAACCCAAACGGUGAUAAUACUGUGCAUUGUUUCUGUGUUGUAGUUUGUAGGGCAUUGAUUAGGCCCAGAAUCAGAGGGAAACAUACACAUAGUCACUACUUCAGAAAGAUUCUUCAUGUGAAACAAAGCAUUACCUCAGAGGUAUGUAAGACUGUGUAUUGACUGUUUUAUUACUAGAUUCUAGUAAUGAUUAAUGGUAAUCCUUUUCUCUAUAUGAUGUUUUGCCCAUUUAGCUUCAUUGUUCAGACUUUUACAUUACAAGUUUAUCCUAAACCAGAUUUUUAUACCAGUUUCAUACAAAUUGGUGACAUAAAAGUCGUGACUGUUCGAUUUAGUUAUAAGGGGUUUUUCUGAUGAGCAUUUUGGGGUCUGUCGCUCCGCUGCCACUUAUGUCCCUGUAACUGUUCCAGCCCCCAAACAUAUGAAGCUCUUUCCAGAGUGAAGGAAUGUUUUGCAUUUAGCUGCGGGCUGUUUACCUCCUUUACAAAUGAAGGAAAAUCGAAGCAUGCAGUGAAGUUAACAUUCAUACAGUCACACAUUUGCAUGGUUGUAAAGACAAAUUCAGAUAAAAUAUACAAAACUGUACACACUAACACAAACGUCUGCCCCCUUCCUGUGGUCUUUUUGCUUGGUGUUCACAAAUGAGCAACUGCUUCUUUGUUGGGCUGGAAACUGCAAAAUAAGCAAAGCUCCGGACGAGAAUUUGCUGCCAACUUUGUCGGCUUCACACAUUCGUUAAACGGUGCACACUACUGUUUUCGUGUCAUUGUGUGCCCAUGGCAAAAACUACUCUCUGCUUUUUCUGUGAGAUCCAUACUUCUUGUUUUCAUUUGUGUGAGGAGUGUUGAAUCAGAUGUGUUGGGGGGGGGAGCAGGCUAAUGCUUUCCAGUCUGUGGCUGGUUUCAGUUUUCUUUCUGUGGUGGACAAAGACAGAGAAGAAGAGAGAGAAGGCAGAAUAUUUGUGAACGGAGGGGGCAGUCUUGGGUGGGGGGAUUCAAAGAGAGUAAUUCCCAGGAUAUCUUAAGCUGGAAAUAAAGUGUAAAUUCAAAUGUUUACAAGAAACAAAUUAAAAUUCAAAUGUAUUUUCUAGUUAAUGCAUAUUUACUUUCAUAUUUUUUGGUUUGCUAGUAUUUUGAGAAUAUGAUUAUCAUAUCUUGUCAAGUUUUUGUCCAGUACUAUGUAAAACUACAUCCAAAAGUCUUCAGUCACCCAUCAUUUCUUUAUAUUUUCCUUCCAAAGAGCCAGGCUGUCAAGGUCUUUCAAAGUUGCCCUUGGACAUUGGUUGCUUUUCCCCUCAUUUUUUGUCAACGAAAGAGCUUUUAGCCAAAAACUUGGCAUAGUGUUAGCCUGAAUAGAAAAACACACAAUGGAUCGCUAUCAGUCAUGGAUUGGCCUCCCCAGAGCCUGCAUCUCAACGUUACUGAAGCAGUGUUGGGUCAUCUUGACUUGACAGAGAACAGAACAAAAACAAGCCAACAUGCAAUGACGAGCUUUGAAUGUCCUUCAAGAAGGACAUUAGAUUUCUUAAGAAGCAAAUGCAUGCCCCACAGUUCUUAGAGUUCAAAGAUGCACCCAAGGAUUUAGAGAUAUUAUUAUCAGUUAAGUUUAAAGAGAAGUUUUUCUUAAACACACUCAUUAUAUCGGUUUCUGUCAAAAGGAUCUUUUUUCUAAAGAUCAUGAAUCUUCUAAUGUUUCUCCUGAGAAGUUAUGAAUGAGCACAGUGAUCUGCUUUCCAAAUCUCAGCAACAAGCUGCUUAGUUGGUACAACUUCCUGUCAGGAAACCAAAAUAAUGGGAAAAAAUGCUUUCAUGUUACACAAAUGAUCAGUAUGGACAAACCGCUGACUGCUGACAAAUCUAUCUUGUCUAAUGGAACGUAUGAUCUUACUGCCCAGCCCUGCAGCCGUGCAUGUCUGUUUACAUGCAGCCUGGAGCCGCAUGUUCCAUCUCUGGCACACCGCAUUCCCAGUUUUCCAGCCUAAGUUGAAUGAAAUUUUCAGCUCAUUCCCUGGAGCCUCACUCAAACUUUUCAUUGCUUCUCUUACUUUCUCUCAUUCUCAGACAGCCCUCCUCCUCUCCUGCCUGCUCCUUCCCUCCCCUUUGUACCUCUUCUCUGACUGCUCGCUCACACAGCAGUGGGCUGUGUAGGUGGACACUACACAUGUCCCUUGUCUUUCUCUCCUUCCCUCUCUGAGGCACACACUCUCUCUCUCUCCCUCCCUCACCACCUCAUUCUCUCUCUUGCUCUCUCCUGCUGUCACAUUCCAGUUGUCUAAAGCCAGGUUUAACUUUCUUUCUCACUGAGUGUAGGAAGGAAGGCUAAACCAAAAAGCGCCCAGGCAUUAGCAGAGCCUUAGUCUUUCCGGAUGAGAAGAAGAAAAGACGAGGAAACUCUCUUCAUACUCCAUUUGGCUUAAAAAGGGGGAGUCACCCAAAAGAAGCAUACCUUCUUAAAGGGGCUAUUUUUUUUCCUCCCUCCUUCCUUUCUUUGCCUUUUUUGGGCCAUGCUCUCUCAUUCUGUUUAGACCCACAGCGGACUAUUCACGUGAGCGCUUGUUUUUACGGCAAAGCCAGUUCUAGUUCUUUUGCCGGGACAGAGAGGAGGCGGAUUAGGGGGGGGAGUGUUUGACAGAGACAUACGCUCAAAGAGAAAGCUGCCGCUUGGACCCGCAAAGGAUUUUCCGUUCAGCGAUGUGUGUUCCCAAAGAAGUUGCUCCACGAGCAGGGCCCCAGACCACCAGCCUACCACCCAGCACCCAGCGCCCAUGACCCUAACAUAGUGGGAGACAGCCCUCCUGAGGGGAGCUCAGUCAAAAGCCCUGACACUGUUCCAGAAAGGAAGAAACCCAGGGAGACCAACGCUGACGAGGAAAAGUCUUUUGAAAACGGAAAAGGAGGAGAAGAAAGAGAAGAAAGUCCAUUGCGUCCCCCGGACAUGAAUCCCAUCAUCAACUCAACAUCGAGUGGCAACAUGGCCCUCAUUAGUAACGCAUUGGCAGCCUACACUUACAUAUCAGAUCACCCAGAGAGGGCUGCACUAUUCUUUGUCUGUGGUGUGUGUUUGGGCCUCUUCCUCACCCUCUUCGCCCUGGUAGUACAGAUCUCCUGUCGCACCGACUGCCAGCCCCGCCAGCGGCCUCCCGCCAAGAAACGACCGCGUCCUCCCGACUCAUCCUCCGAUUCCAGCGACUCGGACUCAGACUGGGACACCACCUCAGAUCUGUCGGCGCGGAGACACCGGCGCUUUGAGCGUACGCUCAACAUGAACGUGUUCACGUCGGCGGAGGAGCUGGAAAGAGCGCAGAGGCUUGAGGAAAGGGAGCGAAUCAUCCGGGAGAUCUGGAUGAACGGACAGCCGGACAUCCCAGGGACACGGAGCCUCAAUCGGUAUUACUGAGGACUGCAGAGGGAUGAUUGAUAUGCGCCUUACUUGACUCAAACAAAAAUUUAGAACACACUUGGGUUGGAGUGGAAAGGGACAAGGCCUCGAUGAAGCUUUAUAAGCAUGAAUGCAAAAGCAGCUGGACUCUUACUGAUGAGAAAAGUGGAAGGUACUGCAGACUUUUAAAGAAAGUCCUCCUUCUCUGCUGAUUUGCAUAUUCCUCUGGGUAUCAUAAGCUAUUCCCCUUUUGAGUAAAACAAUAAGCUCCCUUUCUGUAUGGUAAGCUUACCUCUUGGCUGGAGGAAGCAAGAGGUGAAAGGCUGCCCUGCCUUGCCCAUGACCUCCGCAGGCCUUUUUGAAGUGGGGAUUUAUGGGUUAGCUGCCUUAGACAUACAUAGGCCUGCAGAGACUACAUGGUGACUGAAGGACCAAGGCCUCAGACAGGUCUGUUUAUACAGAACCCCAGGCAGCUGGAAGAGACUGUGACACUUACAGCUUUAUGCUCUGUACCCUCCAGUAUUCAAGUGUGAACUUUAGCAGAGGGGUAGCAUAAAGCAAGUGCACUUGACAAUGUAAGAUAAUCUUUCCACAGUGAAUAACCAUGCUGCCUUUUGAGCUUUAUAAAACCAAAAGAUAUUUUUGUGGGAAUUCAUCUCAGCCCUUCUGAAAUAUAUUUUAAAAUAUUUAAUAGUUUAUUAAUGUUGCGUAUUUUUGUUGUCAAGUAUGGUUUAUUAUGAGAUAUUUUUAUACUUGGCGAAGGUUGUCUGGUCUAGCACCUCAGGGAUGCAAUCCUAGUGUUUCUGUGUUUGGUUGAUGUUUGUUUUUUGUUUUUUUGGCUAUUAAGAAGGGGAUCGGCCCAUUUAAACCGCUGUGCCAGCAUUUAAAGAGAAGAACUAGAAAAAUCAUAUAAAGAGCCUCAAAGAGGUUUUAGUGAUUUUUAAACCUUAUUUUUGAUACAGUAUGUUUAACUCACAGUGCAGUGCCUUUUCCAACUGUUACAUCUCUUUGUCAGAAAUGAAGCUGAUGAGUCUCUCUGUAACUGGUCAAAUUAUUUAUUGAUUGGAAAUCAUAAAUUCAUCUCGUUGUAUGCAUAUUCCCUUUGCUGAGGUGGACCAUGUGUAAAAGCUGAAUGUGUCUGUUAAACAUUGCACUUCUCCCCAGAUGUAAAUGUGCAUUACCAGUAAAUGCCAAUUUCUAUCAGUGACUUUGCUACAAAAUAUUUUUAUGGUCUUGUCUCGUGACAGAUGUGUGAAUUUCAGGUCUUGCGCCAUCCGUGUAUUCAUUUCAAAGAUGCUAAACAGAUGCCCGUGGAAACCAGCGCUGCAGAAAGUGGCGAAUUAUGUCGCCACUUUAAUCUUAUAACCAGUUGUCAGUCCAGUUCUGCUCGUGCUUCCCUGACUUCAAGCGUAGAGUUAGUUUUCAUAAAUCAGUUUGGUAUUUUUGUGAGCGUAAUUAAAGAGUAAACAGGACAUAUUAAGGUCAUUUUCACAACACUCCCUCCACCAUACAUACACCCUGCACUUCUCCUGUUUUUUUGUUUUUUUGUUUGUUUUCUAACAAGGAUAUUUGUUGUGUUUAAUUUUGAAUGGGAUUAAAAUGUGCCAAUAACUGGUGAUGUGAGAGACCAAAAUAUGACUCCUGUGCUUGGAAUAAACUGUGUUUAAAAAAAAAUAACAUGUCUUUUUUUUUCCCUUCUGCACUUUCUUCUGAAAAAAACACGCUGCAACUGUGUACACUGACCUAUAUUUUUUAGUUUAAGACUAUAUUGUGAGUGUCAGGAGAAAGAAGACGCUUUAGCCCAAUUCCAGUACUGAGAAUACAGGGAGUUCAUACAUAAUACGGAUUUACACAAGGAGGUCAUAGACAGCAUGAAGGAGAACUUGUAAGCCAGCGGCUCAGUGGAUCUGUAAGAUUUGUUAUUGAGCGCCACCUUGUGAUGAAGAUAGAUCUCUACAGUGUGUUUUAAUGCAGCACAUAAGGAGUGAAGUUAUGACUGCAAAUCACUUUGGCUAGCUAUACAAAGUCAGCACAACUAUAUA
Haplochromis burtoni (Burton's mouthbrooder) is the source of this 11697-nucleotide messenger RNA. It is a transcript of the gene eva1aa, whose product is annotated as protein eva-1 homolog A. Bases 9212 to 9673 code for a protein of 153 amino acids. The record is from RefSeq and is a predicted model, not a curated record. The transcript has 4 exons. NCBI's taxonomy places the organism in Eukaryota, Metazoa, Chordata, Actinopteri, Cichliformes, Cichlidae. Gene Ontology annotation, molecular function: carbohydrate binding.